Fusarium falciforme is the source of this 336-nucleotide messenger RNA. RefSeq lists its product as hypothetical. Bases 1 to 336 code for a protein of 111 amino acids. The record is from RefSeq and is a predicted model, not a curated record. The transcript has 2 exons. NCBI's taxonomy places the organism in Eukaryota, Fungi, Ascomycota, Sordariomycetes, Hypocreales, Nectriaceae.
AUGAAGGUCACCUACUUCCUCUCUUUCCUCACCCUCGCCUUCGCCGCCCCCGCGGCCGAGGAGGCCAGCCUCGCCGACUUUGAGGGCGUCGUCGACACUACCGACCCCGUCAUCCAGGGCGCCUGGAACGCAGGUGUCUCUUACACCGAGGGCAGCACUGCCGUUGAGGCCCGCGACGAGUCCACCCUUCAAGCUCGUGCUUGCAAGGAUCGUAAGGGUUUCAGCCUGUGCAUCGCCGUUUGCAACACGGGAUGCGCUGUCGGAUGCCGCUGUGGCAGCUGCUUCGCCAUUUGUCCCCAGCAGUGCAACCAGGGCAAGUGGAAGGGCUGCUGGUAA